UUUAUACAUAACCCUAAUAAUUUAAAAAAAUGUAUUUCCAUUAACUUAUCAAUCCCAAAAACCACAAGUUUAUCCCGAAUAAUGGAUUGCUCUAAAGAACCCCCAAAAAGGGUGUAAUCUAUGUGCUAAAGAGACACUUGAAUGCCCACCCAAUGGAUGGAGCACGCAAAGAUACAAUUCUGUGAAGCCAUAGGAAAAAUUGUUGAUUCAAUACUAUCUGCUUGAGAUGGCACAUGCUCACAUGUGCCAACCCCACUCUCCUUUAUGGGUUGCUUGCUCUGGCCCGACUCGCAUUUCCCUCACAUGAUAUUCAUAUUCUUACAUCCAUUUGGCGACCUGUGCCGUUCACAUUCAAAAGAAUUUUCGCCAAAAAGCUUCAGUCCCCUUCACUCUCCUUAACACGCAAAAUCUCAAGUUUACUUCUUUUUUCUUACCCUUUAGACUUGUCUGCAACACUAAAUUCCUAGUUGUUUUGCUCCUAUUCGAAGUUUGCAUUUUGAGGAGAUCCAUUUUGAUUGCUUUCUCGAUCCAAUUUGAGUGAUGUGAUGUGAUGGGUCGCCUCUGAUUCUUGAUUUCGUUAAUUGCGGGGCCUCUUGAUUUGGUGCUCUAAAGACUCGAAUUUUAAUGCUCCCGGAUCCAAUCUGAGUCAUGGGUCGCGUUGAAUUCCAUUGUCGGUGGUGAAUUGUGGAAGGAGCCGGCAAAGAUGCGUCGGCGGCCGGCCGAGUUCCGGCGCCCGGUGAGGAGGAGGUUUUCGUGUUGGAUCUGGACGGUUUUUGGGUUAUUGUCAGUUGCUGGAUUUGUGUUGUUUGUUGUUCAUCACCAUCAUCUCGACGAGGAUCAGGUUGAACACCCAGUACUGGACAAAAGUGAAAAAAGUGAGCAUGUUACCAGUGCAGGUGUAAAUUUUACUGAAGAAAUAUUAAGUGCCAGUUCAUAUGCUCGGCAAUUAGCAGAACAAAUGAUACUUGCAAAAGCUUAUGUCAUUAUUGCGAAAGAGCAUAACAACCUAGACCUUGCUUGGAAGCUCAGUUCGAAGAUCAGAAGUUGCCAACUUUUGCUAUCUAAGGCUGCCAUGAGGGGUGAGGCCAUCACAACUGACGAAGCUGAGCCAAUCAUUAAAAGCCUAUCAUCUCUAAUUUUUAAGGCACAAGAUGCCCAUUAUGACAUUGCAACCACCAUGAUGACAAUGAAGUCACAUAUUCAAGCACUUGAAGAACGUGCGAGUGCAGCAACAGUUCAGAGUACAGUGUUUGGACAAAUAGCUGCAGAAGCAUUACCUAAGAAUCUCCACUGCCUGCAUGUCAAACUCGUUGCUGAUUGGCUCGUGAAGAAGUCCCUGCAAGAGCUUGCGGAUGAGAAAAGGAACUCCCCCCGCCUUGUUGACAACAAUCUCUAUCAUUUCUGCAUAUUUUCUGACAACGUUCUGGCUGUUUCAGUUGUUAUCAACUCAACUGUCUAUAAUGCUGAUCAUCCAACACUGCUUGUUUUCCACAUUGUGACAACUGGAGUAAACCAGGGGGCAAUGCAGGCUUGGUUACUGAGCAAUGACUUCAAAGGAUCGACAAUAGAAGUACAGAACGUAGAAGACUUCACUUGGUUGAAUGCUUCUUACUCUCCUAUUGUCAAACAGCUUCUUGAAACAGAUAAACAAGCCUACUAUAUUGAAGGUUCCCAAGAUGCAAAAAUUGAGCCGAAGUUCAGGAACCCAAAGCACAUAUCUUUGUUGAAUCACCUUCGGUUCUACAUCCCAGAGAUCUAUCCCCAGUUGGAGAAGGUAGUUUUUCUAGAUGAUGAUGUUGUUGUCCAGAAGGAACUGACCCCUCUCUUUUCACUGGAUUUGCAUGGAAAUGUGAAUGGAGCUGUUGAAACUUGUCUUGAAGCAUUUCAUCGCUACUACAAGUACCUAAACUUCUCAAAUCCAAUCAUUAGCUCAAGAAUUGACCCUCAGGCCUGCGGGUGGGCAUUUGGCAUGAAUGUUUUUGACUUGAUUACAUGGAAGAAAGCGAAUGUGACUGCUCGGUACCACCACUUGCUGCAGCAGAAUGUAGAUGGGUCACUCUGGAAGAUGGGAACACUUCCUCCGGGCCUUUUAGCUUUCUAUGGGCUGACUGAGCCUCUUGAUCGUAGAUGGCACGUGUUAGGAUUGGGUUACGACCACAAUAUUGAUGACCGCCUGAUCGAUAGCUCGGCUGUAAUCCACUUUAACGGGAACAUGAAACCGUGGCUCAAGUUAGCUAUUGGCAGGUACCGGCCUCUAUGGGAACGGUACGUGAACCACAGCCACCCAUAUAUUCAAUACUGUGCCACAAGUUAAAAUCAUACUCCUCGGUUAUGGGUAUUUUAUGCAUUCUCAGUAUCUGAAAUGUAACCGCGGUAUUGUAGAGUCGUCAGACGUAGAAAAUUUUGGCCAUUUUAGGACUUUUCCCUUUUUAUCAUUAUUUUCAUUUUGAUUUGUUGAGAAGGAAUAUACAGUAGAAAGCAGCAUUUUUAUUGCGCAAAAGGGUUUCGGGGGAUCCAAUUUUUUGCCGAUGGGGUUUUCUUUAUCCCCUUCUGCAAGCUGUAGAGAAUUGUUUGUUCUUUAGCAGUUCUUGUAAUAAUCUCUCAGCUCUUUCAGAUUAAUUGCAAUAUGUAGUUGAACCCAUAUACUAUCUCUAUAGUUUGUAGUGCUUUGUUUGUGCUCACUUCAAACCAGAUAAUCUGGUCAUUGUGGAAUCAUAUUUGGAACGCAAGCUUUUACCAUAUUUUAAGAGAGAGCUCAUAUUUGCUGUA
Diospyros lotus (date-plum) is the source of this 2769-nucleotide messenger RNA. Its product is annotated as hexosyltransferase GAUT11. The coding region runs from base 704 to 2314 and encodes 536 amino acids. The record is from RefSeq and is a predicted model, not a curated record. NCBI's taxonomy places the organism in Eukaryota, Viridiplantae, Streptophyta, Magnoliopsida, Ericales, Ebenaceae. Gene Ontology annotation, molecular function: polygalacturonate 4-alpha-galacturonosyltransferase activity. The transcript has 2 exons.